Molecule: messenger RNA, 654 nt
Organism: Aspergillus fumigatus Af293
Lineage: Eukaryota; Fungi; Ascomycota; Eurotiomycetes; Eurotiales; Aspergillaceae
Source: RefSeq, a predicted model, not a curated record
AUGGAGACACCAGAAUGCCUCUUCGAGAGAAGUAGCCGGCGUAAUGCCGAAGGGGUGAAGGCCACUGCACGGUAUCAUUCUCAGAGACGUCCCUCGAACCGUGACGAGUUUGAUGGACCCCAUCAGCUACUGAAGCCGCCCUCCCUGCGCGUCAUUGAGGAGCAGGCCAGAGAGCUUCCUCGUCUUCCUACUAAUCUUGAUGUCUCAGAGCAGGAUCGCAUCUUAAACGCAGUUAAUGACCGCUUGUCCCAGUGUGCAUUUGACUUUGUUGCCAAGUACCAGUUCCCCAUCCCCUUGGAAGCGGACAAAAGAGAGGUGAGAAUUCCCUCGGACCGCGAAUGGACCGAGUGGGUAUAUCUCCUGAAAAGGCUGGCCACCAAGCGCCGCAUACCUGCCCGGGUUCUUUACAAUGGCCAAAUUAAACAACUAGUGACAGUAUUGGAAAAUUCCUUGGAAAUGAGACAUGCUGCCAAACAUCAGUCCAGACCCAUCAAAGAUGAUCGCAAUGUGCUCCAGCUCAUCUCGGCCGGCACUCAGGUUGCCAAGAUGCUUAAAGAUGCCAGUGCCAUGGAAUAUCUGGACAAACUUUAUGUUGAUACCGAGAAACGCAUCCAUGAGCGGCGCAGCCGGCGCAUGAAAUUCGCCAGUCCUUGA